Dromiciops gliroides (monito del monte) is the source of this 2009-nucleotide messenger RNA. RefSeq names its product caspase 10 (gene CASP10). The record is from RefSeq and is a predicted model, not a curated record. Bases 370 to 1770 code for a protein of 466 amino acids. Gene Ontology annotation, biological process: negative regulation of extrinsic apoptotic signaling pathway via death domain receptors; proteolysis. The transcript has 8 exons. Gene Ontology annotation, molecular function: protein binding; cysteine-type endopeptidase activity. Lineage: Eukaryota; Metazoa; Chordata; Mammalia; Microbiotheria; Microbiotheriidae.
UGGAAGAGGAAGUACUCCUCCAAAGAACCAGGCAUCUAUUUGACCCUCCUUUUCCAAUUGGCUCUCUACUGGCUACUUGAGAUUAGGAUUUUCCGUUUGCACUGAAUUCUGAGCCAGUGACAAAUUCUCACCGUCCUUCCUGUUUCUGGUUCAGUUCCCGCAUCUUCAUGGAGGGGAUAUCUGCGAUCUCAGAUGUGUAAAGCCCAAAGUGCUUUAUUUUGGAAGUGGAAAUAUAAAAGGGAUGCAUUGGACAUUUGUGUGGCUUAAUACGAAUGACCUUGGAAUUUAGGCCUGGAGCACCGCACUGGGUAGAUUCAGUAAAUAAGAAGGUCAUCAUUUUGCCCAUAAGUGCCAAGAUCUGGCCUGAAUAUGGAGGAUGACAAUAAUGUCAAGUUUCACCAGAAGCUUCUCUCUAUUGAUGAAAAACUGGAGCGUGAAGAUAUAGAGGCCCUUAUAUUUCUUUGUAGUGACUUGAUCUCACCUAAGAACCUCCAGCAUAUAGAGUCAGCUCAUCAAUUAUUUGAGAGGUUGAUGAAAGAAAGUUUGUUGAAUGAAGAAGAUUGUUUCCUACUGGCCGAACUCCUCUUCCUAAUUAAGCAGCAUUAUUUACUACCCAAAAUUGACUACACAAAGGAACAAGUACUUAAUGAACUUUCUACCAAAAGGAAAAUCUCUCCAUAUAGAAUCAUGCUUUACAACCUAUCUGAGGAAAUCACUAAUGAAGAGUUUAAGAAUAUAAAAUUCCUCGUUCAUAAGGAUAUCCCAAAGACAUUAACGUCCUUUUUAAGUCUUUUGAAACAUAUGGAGAAACAAGAACUUUUAAGUGAAAAUAAUCUGGACAUGCUGGUGACUAUAUGUGAGUCUGUGUCAAAAAAUCUCAUAAAAAGGAUCAACCAAUACAAACACGAGGAAAAAGAGAAAAAACUAAGUCUCACAUCAGGCACUGCCAACAGAUCAGUGGAAGCAUCUGCUGAAAAGAACAUGGAGGCAGUAAAAUAUAGAAUGGAUCAUAAAUACAGAGGUCGAUGCAUCAUUUUCAACAACUAUGAAUUUCAGACCAUGAACUACAGGGAAGGAAGUUGUAAAGAUGCAGAUGACCUGAGGAGUGUUUUUGAGUGGCUUGGGUUCACAGUGACAAUUCAUCACAAUACCACAGAAGACGAAAUGAAAGAGAUUCUGAUGCUGUGUAGAAUCGACCCAAUGCACCAAGAUAGCGACUGCUUUGUGUGCUGCGUCCUCACCCAUGGCGAGUCUGGUUGUGUGUUCUCCUCGGAUGAGAAGAGCAUAGCCAUUUAUGAGCUCACAUCCUAUUUCAUGGCCCAUGAAUGCCGAGGCCUGAUUAACAAACCCAAGCUCUUUUUCUUCCAAGCCUGUCAAGGCACGGAUAUACAAGAAGGUGUGUUUCUUCAAGCAGAUGCGAAGAAGGCCAAAAACUCACUUUCUGUCACCAAGAAUAUCCCUCAGAGGUGCAUCCCAAAGGAAGCAGAUUUCCUCCUGGGGAUGGCCACAGUUGAUGGUUGUUCUGCUAUUCGACAUAGAGUCAGAGGUUCCUGGUAUAUUCAAGCCCUCUGUCAUCAGCUGAAACGCUUGGUACCAAGACAGGAAGACAUCUUAACCAUCCUAACAGUAGUCAAUAAUGAUGUGAGCCAACAGGGUGAUCUGAAGGGAACAAUGAAACAGAUCCCCCAGCCUGCUUUUACACUCCUGAAAAAAGUGAUAUUCCCAGUGCCACCUGAUGACCCUCCACCAGCAGAAGAGAAUUUCUUAUAGAAUGAUAAAAUCUCAAGCAAGGAAGUAACUCAGUUCACCCUCAGAAGUCCAGCCCAUGAGGAAUCUUCUCUACAAUAUGAUGGCAGAUGGUCAACUCUACUUGAAGUGAAGGCUUCUGUUUAUCAGAGCCUCAUGAAUUAAUUGUUAUUUGAAGUUUUUAUGACCCCAUCUUUUGGCCAGUGGGGCACUUGCGGUGAAUUGGAUUUAAGAGAGGAGGGCUGGGCAAAAUCACCAGCCUC